Molecule: messenger RNA, 1542 nt
Organism: Lineus longissimus
Lineage: Eukaryota; Metazoa; Nemertea; Pilidiophora; Heteronemertea; Lineidae
Product: 17-beta-hydroxysteroid dehydrogenase 14-like
Exons: 9
Coding region: 103-933 (276 amino acids)
Biological process (GO): steroid catabolic process
Cellular component (GO): cytosol
Molecular function (GO): estradiol 17-beta-dehydrogenase [NAD(P)+] activity
Source: RefSeq, a predicted model, not a curated record
AAGUCAACUCCUGGAUUCGAGGAUAAAACAGGUGCGACGAUCAUCUGAAGUUUCAGCCGGAAGUUUUCCAAUUUCCAUUUCGCAUGUUCUGCAUCUGUUGUCAUGUCUGCUGAUAUACCACAAGAAUAUCUUAGAUAUAAAGAUAAAGUUGCAAUAGUGACAGGUGGUAGCAAAGGAAUUGGAGAGGGUUGUGUGCGAGUUUUUGUCAGACAUGGUGCUAAAGUAGUGUUUUGUUCAAGAGGAGAAAAUGAAGGAAGACAACUUGAGGAGGUUGUGAACAAGACUGGUCCAGGUGAAUCUUUGUAUGUGAAAUGUGAUAUCUCGAAGGAAGAUGAAAUAAAGAACCUGAUUGAUACGACAGUUGAAAAGUAUGGACGUAUAGACUGCCUGAUAAAUAAUGCUGGUUGGCAUCCCCCAUUCACAAGAAUUGAUGAUUUUUCGGCUGAUGACUUCAGAAGCCUGUUAAAUCUCAACCUCGUCAGUUACUUUAUUGCUGGCAAGUAUGCACUUCCUCAUCUCCGUAAGACAAAGGGCAACAUAAUCAACAUGUCCAGUCUUGUUGGUCAGCUAGGACAACUAGGCUCAAGCACUUAUGUGGCAACAAAGGGAGGUAUCAGUGCAUUGACAAGAGCAUUGGCUGUUGAUGAGGCAGAACAUGAAGUCAGAGUUAACACUGUGUCUCCCGGUAAUGUCUGGACCCCCCUCUGGAAUGAUGCUAGCAAGGAUUCAGAUGAUCCUGCAAUGAUGAAGGAAGCUGGAGCUGACGCACAGCUACUUGGACGGUUUGGCACAAUUGAAGAGACAGGGGAACUGUGUCUUUUCUUGGCUGCUGAGGGAACAUUCAUUACAGGCAUUGACGUACCAUUUUCAGGAGGCGCUGAACUAGGCUACGCCUGUAAGACAAGGAUUGGUAAUAAAAAAGGUGUAUACUAAACCUGACGAGGAUGCUAAGCUUGUUUAUUCUAAGACAUUUUUCUUACGUGGUGCUUUAUGAUUAUAGUCCCUCUAGAUCUUAGAGAGUUAGUCACACACUUACAAAUGUACUGAGGCUAAUGAGCUGUGAAAAUAUCCUACUACUUCCUGUUUCUUCAGCAAUAGGCCUAGCUGAGCAAAGAUACCAUUGUAAGUUGUGAUAGAAGACAUACCCUAACCUUUAUAUCAUUGCUGUCUUGAAUAAUUUUGCUAUGCUCAAUGUGAUUUAAAGUCGAAUAUUUAUUUAGAACCGGUGAUUUUAUUACAAUAUUUAUAUGAUCUUUGUGGAGUUCAGUGGUGCUGCUCAGUAUAAUAACUUGCAUGUGUACCUGGUAGAGGCUGUCACUGUCGGCAAGCAUGCAUUUAUAUUAGUCUAUGCUUUGUAUUAGUCUAUGUAAGCUGUUAAGCUGUGUCAAAAUAUUCCAGUCAUAUCGACCACUUCCAGUCACUAUUCCAAUGCAAUUCCUACAUGUAUUUGUCUACAUAUCAUAUCAAAAGACCAGGCAUUUAGUUCAUCGUUGUCUUGAACUAUAUGAAGUCAAAAUUACAAUAAAAGAUUUCAUGUUUAUG